This is a messenger RNA of Cooperia oncophora, 381 nucleotides long. The record is from the annotation of a GenBank genome assembly. Lineage: Eukaryota; Metazoa; Nematoda; Chromadorea; Rhabditida; Trichostrongylidae.
UUGUCUGCAACUAGCCUCACGUUAUUUAAGGCGAAGAUCGAUCCGGCACUGAAAGCACAGUUCCGAUCCGCCUCUGCCUAUCUUCCCAGCAUCGUCGGCAAACUCGAACGCAAUGAUCUCACACAAUUUUAUGGACUCUACAAGCAAGCAACUGCAGGACCAGCCCAGCCUGCCGACCGGCCUUCCUUCUUUGAUGCAAAAGGAAAGAUAAAGUAUGAAGCAUGGGCUCGGCUCGGCGACAUGCCGAAAGAUGUGGCUAUGAAAACGUAUGUAACGAAGAUGGUUAGUAUGAACUUAGGUUGGGAUCCAUCUUCUCAGCACUCAUCACAAGGUUUCGGUGUCCGACCAAGCCGGCCAGCUGUCAUAGUUCGUUUUUAUUAG